UGGAUUGGUACGCAGGAUAUGAGCAGUUUGUCAAGCGCAAUCUGACUCUGCUCCCCCAUCAGCAAGCAGCCCAGCAACAGCAGCAGGACGAGCAGCCUCAGCAGCUGAUUCAACCGCAGCAGACUGACAUAAUGACGUCCAUGUUUGAACAACAGAUCAAGAGCGAACCUAUGGGAUUUUACUCUGUUGCUUCAAGUCGCUCGGACGGAUCUAACUCUAUGGUGAAUCUAUCUGACGAUCGAGAGGAUCUCUCUCAACAGGAAGGUCAUAUGCAGCCCCAGCAGCAGACGAUACAGUUGAAUCAGCAGCAAAGUCAGCCGCAGAAUCAGCAGCAGAGUCAACAACAGGCGCCGCAGAAUCAGCAACAGCAGAAUCAGGGUAUGCCGCACGAGUCGCCCGGUCGUCAGUCUACGGGUCAACAGACCGUGAAGGAGGGCUCGCGAUCGAAACCUCAACCUUGCAAGGUUUGUGGCAAGGUGCUGUCCUCCGCUUCGUCCUACUAUGUGCAUAUGAAACUUCAUUCGGGAAAUAAGCCCUAUCAUUGUACAGUAUGCGAAGCGAGUUUUUGCCGUAAACCUUAUCUAGAAGUGCACAUGAGGACGCACACCGGCGAGCGACCUUUUCAAUGCGAGCUAUGUUUGAAAAGGUUUACUCAAAAGAGCAGUCUCAAUACUCACAAACGGGUGCACACGGGGGAACGACCGUAUGCAUGCGACAUUUGCCACAAACGUUUCGCUGUAAAGAGCUACGUCACGGCGCAUCGUUGGAGCCACGUAGCCGAGAAACCAUUGGUCUGCGACCGAUGUUCCCUCACGUUCACGUCCAAAAGUCAAUUUGCGAUUCACAUCCGUACACACACCGCCAGUACCACUUACGAGUGCAAUAUCUGCGGACGUACGUUCGUACGCGAUAGUUAUCUGAUAAGGCAUCAGAAUCGGGUGCAUCGUGACAUGAAUCAGAGCAGCUCGAAUCACAAUCCACCGACGCCACAGAGUAGCGGCGCUGGUACGCCAGGCACCGGCUUCGAGAGUCCGGUCUGUGAUUUGCGCUACAACGAGGGACCGUCGUCAUUGGAUGGCCUCGCGGGAGCCAAAGGCAACCCCGGCAUAGCCGCGGAGAUCGCUAGUUUAGCCAAGCAGAACAAUCUACAGCUUCCACUACCGUUGCUACAUCCGCAAACCACCAACUAGUGUUUAGAUGGCAGCAGCAUCGUCACCCAGCCCCUGCCGCAACACCAAUCAUCACAGCAAGUAGUAUGUCCCACCUCGGCGUCUUCGCCGUUCACACUUAAUUCACCUAUGUCUCACACCGAGCACACGAGCACACCGCAGAGUGUCUACCAAACGACGGGCUCCUCCAACCCCAUGGACAGCCCUGGUUCCCAACUCUAUCCGCAUUUGUCCCCUCUAGAUCCGACAUCGGAGCCACAACAUCAUUCGCACCAGCUGCAUCGCGGCAUCCCUCCGCCAGGUCUUCAUCCCGCGCUCUAUUUGUACGCUCAUUAUUCGAAUACGAACCCCGCGAUCUCGUAUUCGGAUUAUAUUCAGCGUAACAAUUGAACGCGAGUUUUCACUUAGCAUCGAUCGACUUCCAACGUGUAUGAUAAUACCAGUUAAACUGGUGCUAUUUAAUCGCGUCGGUUGAUCAAAGUGCCUAUCGAGCAUCCAAUACUUCCGGUUUGUAACGACAGAUGCUCGCUCGUCACUCGGUUUUGAGAUACGCUUUUGGUCAAAGAAGGAUACGACGACAUAAGCCGAUUGUUUCAAUUGUACAUCAAUUGUGAUUGCUGCUCGAAAAAAGAAAAAAAGAAACGUUUGCUAAUACUUUGUGUUCAUCUAAUGGAUUUUAUACUCACGAGCAUCUUUUUAAACACGAGAUUGAAUAGCACCUGUUAGAGACGCGGUUUUCAAUCGCGGGCCGAUCAGAUCGUGCCGACGCAGGAUUUGUAUGUGUAUCGUUUCGAAUGAUUUUAUCAUUGCACCCGAUGCUAGCUGAAAUCGAAGCGUGUAACGUUUCUAUAGGUCUCCAUAAUUUCAGCAUUCUUAUUUCGUUUGAUUUAAUCACGUCUCUGCGAGUAUACAUAUACAUAUAUACAAGGUUUAUUGUAAAUGUGGAUCGCUACUUCAGGUGUGAUUCUAGAGCAAAAAUUCAUUUGAACAUAUGUUUAAAAAUGUUUUUAUUUAAUUGAUCUCUUCAUUCUGCCAAGACGUUACCUGAUAGAAUGUUACUUCUAGACAUUUUCUCUUAAAGAAAAGAUUUGCUUUUAUUUUGUUUGAGAAUGAAUUAUUUUGAGAUUGAGGAUUAUUUUCUAUUGUUUCGUAUUGUUGCAAAUAAAGUAACAAGCAUUGUAAUUAUCUCAAAUUUCAAUCGAAAUACGACAUGAAAACGACACAUUUUUGUACAUAUGUUUACACGAAGUGGCUGCUCCAUAUUUAUGAUAUUCUUUGUACAUAUGUGUAUAUAUAUUAUGCGUGAAUCAUUAUACACACACACGUACACAUAUUUAUAUUAUAUUUUUAAAGGAAUUUAGUCACUUGGAUCUGUGAUAUAGAUAGUAAUUAUUAUCUACAAUGUUUAAACUAUUGGUUUACACAAUUUUCAUAAAUAUCAAAAGGAGGGAAAAGGAAAAGCAAUGUCACGGAACGAAAUUUGAUCUACUUUGGUUCUACCGAAGAUGUUUGGUAGACACCCUACUAUUAAUUUUACAACAGCAACAACAAAAACAACAACACUAUAUAUAGGCUCGAUGCCUGUAUAUCUCACUGUUUCACUCUACUAUUAUUCUCUAAUUAAUCCUACCACCACCACGUCUAUCACCACCACCGACAUUUCCCCAUAUAUUACUCUAUCUCACUACUACUAUUACAACUAUUACUAUACUAUCGUCACCACUAUUACUCUACUGCUACUACGUACUACUAAGCUAUUAAAACUAUUAUCAUUAGCUAGGUACACACACACACAUACGCGUUUAUUUCGCCAAUCACGUGUAGCGUAUUCGAUCCGUCACAUAGUCGUCAUGGUUUCUCUUUAGCUUGAAACGCGCUACGAGAAUUCCUUAUAUCCGCUUUUCUCUUUUAGAUCAUAGAACGUUUAUCCCUUCGCAACGCCAAUGGAUAUAUACCUACAUUCGUUGUGACGUGGUGCGCGUUUUUGUGAUAAAAAAAUUAUUCUUUGUUAGAGGAUAGUGCACAGCUUUGAAUCAGUUCUAUAUAGUUGUACUUACUUUCCACAUAUCGAAGUAUGUGUACAGAUAUAUUGUAUAUACAUAUACAUAUACGGCGUACGGAUGUAUUAUAAGACGGAAGUAGUAGGGGAUGCGAGUCGUAAAAGGAAAAAAAAAGUUCUUCUGCAUAAAAGAGGCGCAAUAGGCUGUUGAUUCUUCGCGAAUACUAUCUCUAGAGCUAUAUUAGUUUAUUAUUACCUCCUGUUCACUAACGCUGCAAUCUUCUGUGUAAGCGCGGGGGAACCAUGACAACCGCGUAGAGCUGGAGAAGUAGAAUUAGUUUCAGUAAGUGCACAAUCUUAUACGGUGAUUACCACUUUCGAGUAAUCGUUUUGAGAUAGUUGCGAUCAAGUUGUGUAAAUUGCAAUUCACCCAUUAUUAAUUGCGCGUUAUAGAGCUACGAAGGUACACAAACCGAACAAGAAAGCUAUAUUAUUACAUAUAUACAAUAUUUGCGCUAGCGUGCCUCUCAAACUUCCUUGUAUCGUGGUUCUCUCUUUUUCCUCUUUCUCUUUCUCUCUCUCUCUUUCGGCGAUCUAGUUUUCACAUCGUAAAAUGAUCAAAAUGAUCCUGCGCGCGUAUGCCCGAGGCUUUUGAUUUAAAGAGUAUGCGGAAGUCACACCUGGGUAAGACUGACUUUUACUGUAAUGGACUGUAAGAUACGAAAACGUUUGUUCUCUUUCUUUUCUCCUUUUUCUCUCUCUCUCUCUCUCUCUCUCUCUGUCUCUUUCUCUAUUUAUUUUCUCUUUUCUUUCUGUUUUCAUUACAUGUAAACGCGCUGAGGAAGGAUUAGACCGAUAGAGUCUUUCAUUAAUGAAGAAAAGCCGCGUAAAACGUAUGUUCUUGGACGACAAAAUAAAUUGGAAAAUUAUCAUUUCAUUUCAUUGACGUAGUUAAUCAAUUAACUAUAAUUGAUGAUUAACUAUAAUUAACUAUAAUUAAAAUUUAAUAAGCUAUUAAUAAAGAAUUAAUUAUACAUAAGGAAAAGUAAACUCGUAAAUGCGCAAUUUUUGAUUCAUGAUCAAUUGAGGAAUGAGAUGUAACGAGAGAAAGCAAUUGAUUUUUUUUGUCGGCUAGUCAUUGGGCAGCUCUACGAGAUAUUAAUUGUACUACUAAAGCUGUGAUUAAAGCCUCCGUGCAUAUGAUCGCGCAGCUCCUAGUUAUAGUGAUACAUACACACACAUAUAUAUAUAUAAUAUAUAUAUAUAUAUAUAUCUAUAUUUUGUAGCUUAUUAUAAAUAUGUAAAUAAAAAAGUAGAGAGAUUAGGGACAUCUAAAAAUCGAUCGAUUAAUUAUCAACUUCGAUCUCCUCUCUUUUUUUCGUUUUAAGUAUACAUCUUCGCAGUGUUGGGCAAAAAGGCAUAUAUUUAGAUAUCGUAUGUUAUCGUUUAGGGAGAAUAAUUACAGUGAGUAUUUACAGAGAGUUUUAUACGAGCGCGCAUGGGUCGCGAAGGGUUUAUGUUUUAUAAAUUUUUAUAUAUAAUCGUGUCAUACUGUUUGAAAUAGAGAUGCUUACUUUCAGGCGGCUAAUUUUAUCUUAUCGACACAUUUUAAGUCGGAAUUCAUUAAUCUGCGAAAUGUCAAUUCCAAUGUCUAUGCUGCACGCAAUUUAUUACGAAUAGAG
Molecule: messenger RNA, 4850 nt
Organism: Nylanderia fulva
Lineage: Eukaryota; Metazoa; Arthropoda; Insecta; Hymenoptera; Formicidae
Biological process (GO): regulation of transcription by RNA polymerase II
Cellular component (GO): nucleus
Molecular function (GO): DNA-binding transcription factor activity, RNA polymerase II-specific
Source: RefSeq, a predicted model, not a curated record